GCCAAACGAAUCGUAUACUGUAUUAUUAGAUAUGUAUUGAAGUAAUAUUGAGUGAAAUGCAAUGUAUUUCAUUGUAAUCAUCAAAUAAUGUGAACGAACUGUUGCUUUGCUUAUUAUUAUUGUUUUGCGCACCAAAUGAUGGUAAAUCUCUGCAUACAAUCAGCUGUUCAUCAGAUCAUCCAUUCUUUGCCAGUAUUUGUUGGAUUCUGAAGACACAGACAGACAUUCUGUGGUUUCCUUUUGGUACACGUCUUGCCAUUUAUUUCUUGUAUUUGUUUUGAUUCUUAACACAAGAAUCACAACUAAGUCCGUGAGUAAAGUAGUUACAGAAUUUGGGCAUAAAUUGGACAUUAAAACAAGAAUUGCCACAAAAAAACAUACAAACCUUAACUAAUAUUCACAUGAAAUCCACGCAUAUUUUGAUUGGAAGAGAAGUGAAUUGAAUUAAAGUUUCAAAUUCUGUUUAAGUAUUAAUUGUAUUAAUAAACAAAUUGGUGGAAAAUGCCGCCCCAUAUCACACCCAGCAAUAGUCAUCCGUUCCCGACGCCCACCACAUCGGCUGUCAGUUCACCACAAACUCGAAUAGUGAGCGGUAGUCCCCGAGAGACACAACAUUUGCAAACAAGUGAAUCAAGUGAUACUGACUUCUGGAGACCCGUUAAUGUAGGCGAAGGAAAAACAUGGUUUUUUCCGGAGACAUUGUUAGGCCAACCUUUUCCUACACCCGCACCAACUUUUGAUGGACAACAGACUCCAGUCAGACAAAGGGCAGAGAGUGUAGCGUCUGAUCCUAACUUUUGGACAGAACAUCGCGGAAAUGAUGGAAAGACAUGGUUUUUGCCGCAGACUCUAUUGGGCCAACCAUUUCCAAGACCAGCGCCGACUUUAGGUGAACAACAAACGCGAGUUAAAGAGAGAGAAGACAAUCUGGAGAUUGAUAGAGACUUUUGGACAGAACAGCGGGAAAGUAACGGAAAGAUAUGGUUUUUGCCGAAGACAUUGUUUGGUCUACCGUUCCCGACGCCCACCACAUCGGCUGUCAGUUCACCACAAACUCGAGUCAAACACCGGAUAAUAAGCGAUGGCUCACAAGAGACAAGAAAACAAUUUAAAACGAGUGAAUCAACUGAUACUCAAAACCUUGGAAUUGAUGAACACUUUUGGACAGAACAGCGUUUAGGAGAUGGAAAGACAUGGUUUUUGCCAAACAAGGCUCACAAGAGACAAGAAAACAAUUUAAAACGAGUGAAUCAACUGAUACUCAAAACCUUGGAAUUGAUGAACACUUUUGCUGUCUUGUCGCAAAUCCUCUACCUUUCUGUACCAAAAACGGUUUGUGUGACAAUCCGGUUGGGAAGGGCUGGCGACUGUGUGUCGUCUGUUGGGUUAUAG
Messenger RNA from Medioppia subpectinata, 1392 nucleotides. The record is from the annotation of a GenBank genome assembly. Lineage: Eukaryota; Metazoa; Arthropoda; Arachnida; Sarcoptiformes; Oppiidae.